CGUCUGGAGCGGUCCAAUGCCAGCUCAUGGACGCGGUUUACCCUGGGAUGGUGCCGAUGCACAAGGUUAAUUUUGAUGCCAAGUCCGAGUAUGAGAUGCUACAGAAUUAUAAGGUUCUUCAGGAUGUCUUCAACAAGCUCAAAAUCAAUGAGGGAACUGUCAACAAUGUGACUCUUGGCCACUUCAUUGGCAGAGUGUACCUCUUCCUCACUCACCUUGGAAUUGACAAAGAGAAAUUGUGUUUCCGACGGCAUUUGCCCAAUGAGAUAGCUCAUUAUGCUGCAGAUUGUUGGAAUGCAGAAAUUGAGUGCUCAUAUGGAUGGAUAGAGUAUGUUGGGAUUGCUGAUAGAUUUGCUUAUGAUCUAAAAGCACAAUCAGUAAGCCUAGAAGACUGUAAUGUGAAUUAUAUUUUUUUCAUUCUUUCUCUUGUUUAGUAUAAGAAUUAUAUAACUAUUCUUUGUAAGAAUUUUCAAAGUAUG
Molecule: messenger RNA, 479 nt
Organism: Asparagus officinalis (garden asparagus)
Lineage: Eukaryota; Viridiplantae; Streptophyta; Magnoliopsida; Asparagales; Asparagaceae
Product: putative glycine--tRNA ligase, cytoplasmic
Exons: 2
Coding region: 27-434 (135 amino acids)
Biological process (GO): mitochondrial glycyl-tRNA aminoacylation
Cellular component (GO): cytoplasm; mitochondrion
Molecular function (GO): glycine-tRNA ligase activity
Source: RefSeq, a predicted model, not a curated record